CGAGGGAUUUGUGUUAUCUCUACUGCUGAAAUCCAAAGAGUUGAGUUAAAGAGGAGAGGAUGCGAUCGUGUCAUAACAAUUUGGAACAGUCUUUGGAUGUGGACCAGAUAUUUUUCCAACACAAAGAAGCGUUUCAAGAUUCAUGGAGUUCCAAAGGUGAUGAUAGCAAUGCGAUCAUCUUGCUGGAAAAGAACAAGAAGAAAACAAAUGGGACAAGUCAGCUAAACUCAGAUGUGAAGAAAAAAGUAACAAUGAGCAAAUCCCAGAAAAGAAAGCUGAAGAAAUUGGAGGAGGAGAAAGAGAAAGCGGCCUUGUUGGCUUCCAGCAUGAGAAUCUUGGAGAAGUACAAGAUCCGAGAGGAUGCAUAUUCACUUCUGCAAUCUUCGGGGAAUAUUGGUCAGGUUGAAACUAUGAAGGAGAAACGUAGAAGGGCCGUAGAGUUUUCUAAGGCAGGGUUAGAAGUUGCCCAGGAUGAGCGACCCUCAAAGAAAAGGAGUGAUGAAAGCAAAUCUGAUUUUGAUGAAGGCCACCAAAAUCAGGAGCUCAAUAAGGAUGAUUUGCAGUGUCCAGUGAUGCCGGACAGAGAAGGUCUUAAAAAUAUUCAUAGGUCUCUGGAUGCUUGUCAAGAUCCAACUUGUGGCAGCCCACUAGGUUCAGAGUUUUUAUCUGAUACUGCCAUACCUGCUAAGGGAUUCGCCGAUGAGGAUGAUGGCAGAGACAUUCAGCACGAAGGGAAGAAUUCUUUGCUACCACCAUGCAAUCGUGAUGAGAUAAAAAGCACCAACCUGCUGGAUGGAGAGAGGAAUGGCCCAAAACCAGAUUCACAUGGUUCUAGUGUCCUUGUAGAUUCUGCUACCCAGAGACCUAUUAGCACCCCAACUGUAGUGCAUGUAUCAAGACCAAAUGAAGUUGAAAGCAAAAGAAAGGAUCUUCCAAUAGUGAUGAUGGAGCAAGAGAUAAUGGAGGCUAUAAAUGAAAAUUCUGCACUUAUUAUAUGUGGAGAGACUGGGUGUGGUAAAACUACUCAAGUUCCUCAGUUCCUUUAUGAAGCUGGCUUUGGUUUGAACAAGUCUGGCUCAAAAAGUAGCAUAAUCGGUGUCACCCAACCACGUCGUGUUGCAGUCCUUGCCACGGCCAAGCGAGUGGCAUUUGAGCUAGGUCUCCGUCUAGGGAAGGAGGUUGGGUUUCAAGUUAGACAUGACAAGAAGAUCGGGGACCAUUGCUCCAUCAAGUUCAUGACAGAUGGAAUUUUGCUUCGAGAAGUGCAGAGUGAUUUCUUGCUUAGGAAGUAUUCUGUUAUUGUUCUGGAUGAGGCUCAUGAGAGAAGCUUGAAUACUGAUAUACUUAUUGGAAUGCUUUCCCGUAUCAUACAAAUCCGCCAGAGGUUAUACGAAGAGCAGCAAGAGAAGGUUCUUUCGGGAGUGAAAAUCAGUCCUGAGAAUUUAGUAUCUCAGUUAAAACUUGUACUUAUGAGUGCAACCUUGCGAGUUGAGGACUUUGUUUCAGAAAGGAGGCUAUUUAAUGAAAACCCACCUGUUAUAGAAGUUCCAACCAGACAAUUUCCUGUUACUGUUCACUUCUCAAAAAGAACCGAGAUCGUGGACUACAUGGGCCAGGCUUAUAAAAAGGUCUUGUCCAUUCACAAGCGGCUUCCACCUGGUGGAAUACUCGUUUUUGUCACUGGGCAGAGGGAAGUGGAAUAUUUGUGCCGCAAACUACGUAAAACUUCAAGGGAGCUGACUCAGAAAUUUUCCAAGCAGAAGGAGAGUGAGGCCACGGCUGUCUUGGAUGUAGAUACUAGUGACCAGGGAAUUGACAUGAAGGAUAUCAAUGAAGCAUUUGAGGUGCAUGGGUCAUCAGACCACCAGAAAACUGACAGAUUUAGUUCAUGUGAUGAGGAUCAUGAUGUUCUUGAUGAGGAAGAGUUCGACUCCUCUGAUGAUUUGGGAACAGAUAGUGAGUUGGAAGUUGAUGGUGAUGUUGAGGGUUCACUGAAAUAUGAAAAUCAUGAGAAAAAUGGUAAGCAUUUUGAUGUUCUUGGAGAACCUGGAAGCCUUGCCUCAUUGAAGGCUGCUUUUGCAGCUUUGGCCAGCAAUAAUGCACCCGACCCAACUUCUGAGGGGAAACUGGAUUCUCCCAUCACCCCUGGCUCAGAAGGAUGUUUGAACCAAUCUACUUCCACUUCUACGAAAAAAUGUGAUAUGGCUGAUGGUCCUUGUGCUAGUGCAAUGUGUGUCCUGCCUCUUUAUGCCAUGCUACCUGCAGCAGUACAGCUUCGGGUAUUUGAAAAGGUUCCUGAAGGAGAGCGGCUUGUAGUGGUUGCUACCAAUGUGGCUGAAACCUCCUUAACUAUUCCAGGCAUAAAGUAUGUGGUUGACACUGGAAGGGAGAAGGUCAAGAACUACAAUUCCUCCAAUGGUAUGGAAACAUAUGAGAUUCACUGGAUAAGCAAGGCAUCUGCUGCCCAACGUGCAGGAAGAGCCGGCAGAACUGGGCCUGGCCACUGUUACCGUCUCUAUUCUUCUGCUGUUUUUACUAACAUAUUUUCUGACUUCUCUAUCCCUGAAAUAUCCAAAAUACCUGUUGAUGGUGUUGUCCUUCUCAUGAAAUCAAUGGGUAUUGAUAAGGUUGCAAAUUUCCCAUUUCCGACUCCCCCUGAGGCCACUGCCUUGGUGGAAGCUGAGCGUUGCUUAAUGGCUCUUGAAGCACUUGAUAGUCAAGGAAGACUUACACCCCUUGGAAGGGCCAUGGCAAAGUAUCCCAUGAGUCCUCGUCACUCUCGUAUGCUUCUUACAGUUAUUCAAAUUAUGAAGAAAGUCCAGAGUUAUCCAAGGGCAAAUCUUGUUUUUGCUUACACAGUUGCUGCAGCCGCAGCUUUGAGCUUGUCAAAUCCUUUUAUUAUGCAAUUUGAGGGAAGCCACAAUAAUUCAGCUGAUUUGGAUAGAGAUGAUAAAACUGAUACUGUUGAUACCCCAAAGAUUCUGGACAAAGAAGAGAAACUGAGGCAGAAGAAACUGAAAGAAAUUACUAAAUUGGCCCGUGCAAAAUUCUGCAACCCUAGUAGUGAUGCUCUGACAAUAGCUUAUGCUUUGCAAUCAUUUGAACACGCAGGGAACCCAACAGAGUUCUGUAAAGAUAAUUCAUUACACCUGAAAACCAUGGAGGAGAUGUCCAAGCUAAGAAAGCAGCUACUCCAAUUGGUAUUUCAUCAAAGCUCUGUUGUUGUACACGAGGAUUUCUUGUGGACAUAUGGGACUGUUGAUGAUGUAGAACAGGCUUGGAGGAUUUCCUCCAACAGGCAUCCUCUAUUACUAAAUGAGGAGGAGCUCUUAGGACAAGCUAUCUGUGCUGGCUGGGCAGACAGGAUUGCCAAGCGCAUCAGAUUAGUUUCAGUGUCAUCAGAUAGAGACAGAAAAGCUAAUGCACCACGAUAUCAAUCUUGCAUGGUUAAAGAAACCGUGUUCCUCCAUCGUUGGUCAUCCGUUUCUCGAACAGCUCCUGAGUUUCUGGUCUAUAGUGAACUUCUAAACACAAAACGACCAUAUAUGCAUGGAGUGACAAGUGUGAAACCAGAUUGGCUUGUUAAAUAUGCUGCAUCUCUUUGUAGUUUCUCUACUCCACUUUCAGACCCAAAACCAUUUUAUGAACCCUCAGGUGACCAAGUGUUUUGCUGGGUGAGUCCAACCUUUGGUCCCCAUUUAUGGCAGCUACCAUUGCAUAGUUUGCCUGUCAGUAAUGGUGUGCAUAGAGUGACCGUAUUUGCUUAUGCUUUACUUGAAGGCCAAGUACUGCCUUGCUUAAGAUCUGCACAGAAGUUCAUGGCAGCCCCUGCUGUUACCAUUUUGAGGCCUGAGGCAGCAGGUCAAAGACGGGUGGGGAACCUUAUAAAUGAACUGAUGGCUGGUGCAAGGUCAAUUGAUAGUCGUGCCAUGUUGAGAAAGAUCUGGAAUGAGAAUCCCCAAAAAUUGCAUUCAGAGAUUCGGGACUGGUUUCAGGAGAAAUUUCAUGAUCAAUUUGAAAAGCUUUGGGCACAAAUGCAUCGUGAGGUUCUUUUGGAGUGUCAAGAACUUUUUCCCAAGAGUGUGAAGAAAGAAAAGAGGAAAAGUAGAGAUUAAGAGAACUUCACAUUUCCUGUUUGAUGUGCCUUGGUUGCUAUGUUUACCUGUUGAAAUACAGAAACUGAAGAAAAAAUGAGCUCAGUGAACCAAAUUGAACCUCGACCACGUGAGCCGAUGGGGACCAUACACAGCCUGGUGCAGUUCAAAGGCAGCAACUCAAUUUGAGGAGACAUUUUUAUCUACCGUGCUAAUUGCAUUCCUCAGGCCUGGGAUUGAAUCGUGCCUUCAAGCUUCUCACCCCUUACUUAUCUAACAUCUGUCUGAGAAUAUGAAAAUUUAUUUACAGCACUGCACCUUUGUAUUUAUAUAGUGAAUAGAGUUGGCUGAGGGAAGUAAUCAUGGACGUUGUCAGGUAGAUAAGGAUUUUAUCCUUUUAUAUGCUUAACAAAGGUUGUAUUUUUAUUGCAAACU
Messenger RNA from Telopea speciosissima, 4529 nucleotides. RefSeq names its product ATP-dependent RNA helicase DEAH13-like. Gene Ontology annotation, cellular component: nucleolus; intracellular anatomical structure. NCBI's taxonomy places the organism in Eukaryota, Viridiplantae, Streptophyta, Magnoliopsida, Proteales, Proteaceae. Gene Ontology annotation, biological process: maturation of SSU-rRNA from tricistronic rRNA transcript (SSU-rRNA, 5.8S rRNA, LSU-rRNA). The transcript has 13 exons. Gene Ontology annotation, molecular function: RNA binding; ATP binding. The record is from RefSeq and is a predicted model, not a curated record. The coding region runs from base 60 to 4115 and encodes 1351 amino acids.